AUGAACGGGAGGAAUGACUUUACAGAGUAUCUUGACGCUGAUGGAUCAAGAACGGGUAAAUCUAGUACAGACAUCUCUGUUGGAAAAUGUUCGUGGCCUGCAGUAUCGGCGCUUCAGCAUUGUGACGCAAAACAACGCAAAAUAUUUGAAGAAAACUAUGGAAGCUGGGACCCAGAACAUAUCAAUCGCAUUCAGAAACUGUACAGCGAUCUUAACAUGCCAAAACUUUACAAAGAAGAAAUAAAGUCUCGAUAUAACACGUAUUUGCAGAAGGUUAAUGCACUUCCUGAAGACGCUACGCCAUCACCCGACGUCUUUCGUAAAAUUUUAAAUUUUUAUAGAAGUUACACCGAUGAUGCAUCACGAUAUUAUUUUGCUUAA
Molecule: messenger RNA, 381 nt
Organism: Parnassius apollo (apollo)
Lineage: Eukaryota; Metazoa; Arthropoda; Insecta; Lepidoptera; Papilionidae
Source: the annotation of a GenBank genome assembly